This is a messenger RNA of Phytomonas sp. EM1, 903 nucleotides long. NCBI's taxonomy places the organism in Eukaryota, Euglenozoa, Kinetoplastea, Trypanosomatida, Trypanosomatidae. The record is from the annotation of a GenBank genome assembly.
GCGAAUUGACAUCAUCAUGGAAAGUAGACUAGUUCAAGCAACUUGUCAUACGGCAGAUUUUCCUGCUGUGGAGGCAGAGCUGCGAAAAUGGGAAGAAGUAGAAGCUGUGGGUUCUUUUCGUAAGAAGCAAAACAAUAAAAAGGAUUUAACAACGGUGUUUAUUACUUUCUCUCCAGGACAUUCGACUGAAGAAGCUUCCUCAAGGCUAGCCACACUGAAGGAGUUGAUAGUGGAAGAGCCGAAAAUUAAACAACCUGGCGGUGGAAACGCAAGCAAUCGAAGGCAUAAAAACUUGGCGUCGGAAUUGUUAAAUUAUGUGUCCCAAGAGGAAAAGGCGCCAAUAAAAGAGAGUUCACAUCAAAAGGAUAGAACGCCUUACCAAAACAAACGAAACUCGCGUCAGCCACCCAAAGGAGAAUCAAAUGCUGCUCCGAACAAUUUGCGACAAGGGCGCGGCCGUGGCUUUGGUAGAGGGCAAAGGAAUGAGCAUUACGCCAACGGUCAAUCGCGUGGAAAUCGGCAGCAAUUUCAACGGCUGCCUCCCUUAGAAGCAAAUGUUGCAUUUGUUGAUAACAUUCCAUUUGGGACGACAAAUGAUCAACUAAUGGAUAUUUUUUCUCCUUAUGGACGAAUUCUUGAUAUAAACCGGCUUGACUUGAUGGCGAUGAUAUGCUACGAUAACCCAGAUUCAGUUCAGGAGUGCAUUCAACAUGUGAAUGGUAGCAAGAUACAUAAUAACAUUGUCUCCGUGAGCAGUGGGACUGCUCUCAUUCCAGGAAAUAUUGCAAUGCACCUUGGUUUGUAAUUAUAAAUAACCUAAUAAGAAUCUUUUUUAUUGGAAAGUUAACACGCGAUAAACAAAUUUCAUAUCAUAUAGUAAUACACAGUUGACUUGCUAAUAUA